AUGGAGGACCCUUCAGAGACUCAGCGGCCAGCAGCCCCCGGAGCCCCGUGCCCACCGGAGGCUGUCCUCUUUUUCUUCUACUCUCUGGCUACCCUUGCCUCCUACCUGCUGGACGUGGUCAGCCACAGCCUGGUGAUCCGAGCAGCAGGGCCCCUCGUGCCUUCCCCACUGUCAGCCGCCUGGUUCGGCUACCAGGCUGCAACCGAUGUCGCCUUCACUGUCCUCCUGCCAUUGACCCUCAUCUGGACACGCUCCAGCUGGCCGCUGGGUGGCACCUCCUGUCCCCUGGACCCUGGCCUGGCUUUCCUGACCUUCUACGCCAGUGGCCGCCUGCUGACCCGCACAGCCGCUGACCACUGCGCCUCCGUGCUCUGGCCAGCCUGGGCGCUGAACCACCGCGCAGCCAGAAGGGUGGUUUUCUGGGCCGGCGGGUUCUGGCUCCUGGUGCUGGUCCUGGGCACGCCAACACUGCGAGCCCUGGUGAACCAAGCCCAGCCUUAUAAUAGGACGCCCGCUGGGGAACAACACCACUGCUCCUCCAAUCCCACGCUGAAUCAGCUGGUGUUUGGCUUUGGGGUGCCUUUGGGGGUGCUGAGUGCCUUUCACAGCCUCCUGAAGGCCAAGCUGCAUCUGGCAAGGCUCACGGGGAGGCCCCCGCUGCUGGGGAUGCCCUGGGCUUCGGGGACCAUGUUGUUUCUCUGCUGGUUCCCCUUCCACCUGCUACUUCUGCUGAGGCUGGUGGAAAUGUGGGAGGCCAGGCUGGACAUGGAGGAGGUUUGGGUGCUGCUCAGACCCCUGGGGCUCACCCUGGUGGGGGCCAGUGGCUGCCUCAACCCUCUGCUCUACGCAUGCGGGGACCAGGCCUUCAGGAGGCAGUUAUGCCAGGCCCUCUGGCCCUGCCCAGGGGGAGGGUGUGAGGAGGACACAGGUGGGGUUGGGCACUGGGGAUGGAGGCCCAGCCUUCCUUCAAGGACCUGA
This is a messenger RNA of Rhinolophus ferrumequinum (greater horseshoe bat), 978 nucleotides long. Its product is annotated as formyl peptide receptor 2-like. Gene Ontology annotation, cellular component: plasma membrane. The record is from RefSeq and is a predicted model, not a curated record. Bases 1 to 978 code for a protein of 325 amino acids. The transcript has a single exon. Gene Ontology annotation, molecular function: complement receptor activity; N-formyl peptide receptor activity. Gene Ontology annotation, biological process: phospholipase C-activating G protein-coupled receptor signaling pathway; complement receptor mediated signaling pathway; inflammatory response. Lineage: Eukaryota; Metazoa; Chordata; Mammalia; Chiroptera; Rhinolophidae.